AUGGGCCCCCCAGGCGGCGCCUCCGGUGCCGCCCCUCGCGCGCCUCUGCGCGCCAGGGAGGGUUGUCCAGCGCCGAUCCAAGAAACUCGCGCGGACCUCCGAGAAUGUUGCCUUGUAACGAUUCGUUCUUCCUCGGAGCGGGCGGAGGCCAGCCCGAGGGCAGCGAUAUCGGCGUGGCCCGCCGGAGGUGACAGUCCGCUGCUAGUACAGUUUCCCGCACGAGGCGGGCUUGUGACGGGCGACGCAAUGCCGCCCGUUGCCUUCGCGCUGUUCUUCCGCUUGGAGAGCACCUCUGUUUUAAUUGCGCACCUAGUGUAG
Prorocentrum cordatum is the source of this 318-nucleotide messenger RNA. The record is from the annotation of a GenBank genome assembly. Lineage: Eukaryota; Dinophyceae; Prorocentrales; Prorocentraceae.